UUACAGAUUCAGAAUUUGAAUUUGAAUUCAACUCAAAAUUAAAUACUCUAAUAAUAAAAACAAAAUCUCAACCCCCAUUUUGAAUUUUGAAAUAUGAACCCCAUUUUCAUAUCUUCAAAUCCGAAAGGGGGGAGAACACUGAAAACAAAAACAAAACAAAACCAGAAACUCUAAAACCCUAAUUACCCCGCCCCUUUCACUGCUAAUUACUGUAAUCUCAGACCCAAUACCAAAAAAGAUUGGAUCUUGAUUUUCGUUUUACUAGAAAAAUUGUUCAUUUUGGUGCAAUUUUAGUUAGUUGAUAAGGGUUUUUUCCAAAUUUCACAAAAAAAACCCAAUAAAGGUUCUUGAUUUUUGAAUUUUGAAGAAGAAGUAGACGAUGGAUGAUCGAGUUAUGAGUUCAAGAUCUCUGUUGGAUCCAUCUGUUAAUGGCCGCCAUGUUGAUACAAAGGGAGAAAAAAGGAGUAAUACAGAAUUGGGAGGAGGAGGAGGAGGAGGAGGAUGUAAACGAUUCCAAAUGCGAGAUCUUCGUGAUUCCGGAAUCGAAGCACAUCUUUCAGAAUCUUUUGUAAGCAAAGAAACAAAGGAGAAGGUGCACUUGAACAUAGUUAGAGAAACUUCUGAAAUUUUGAAUCCGGAAAUGGUGCCUGAUGCAUCACAAGCAUUGUCAACAAAAGCAGACUCGAUGUCUCUCAAUCCGAGAAAAUCCAACACUGUUAUUCAUCCUAUAGAUCUCAACACCGAAGCCGAGAUAGCUGACUACUCUGCUGCAGAUAUGGUUGCUGGUCGCUUGGAUCCUUAUAGCCAGCAUCCGUUGUACAAAAAGUAUCAAAAAAUUCAUGACACUACUGUUAAAACUUCUAAAGAUAUGGGUUUGGAUCUUAAUUCUCUGGGCGUCUCAACUUCAGUGCAGCAAAAUCCGUUUUAUCCUUACCAAAUGUCUGAUUAUGUGAAAUCUAAGGAUGCUUCGGAAUGUGGGAGUUGUACUGGUCCCUUGGAGGAAAAUGACUCAUUUAGAGCGUGGAAAGCAAUGAAAGAGAACGGCUUCUCCUCGUCUAAACAUGGAGGCAUACCACUACCAAAGCAAGGAAUAAGGAAAGCCAAAAAUGAUCUUAAGAAAAACAUGGAGAUUGCGAAGAGGGAACAAGUUAACAGGUUUGCAAAGAUUGCAGCUCCAAGUGGUCUGCUCAAUGGAUUGAACCCUGGGAUUAUUAAUCAUGUAAGAAAUAGUAACCAAGUUCACUCUAUUAUUGAGGCCCUAGUUAGAUCUGAAAGAAUGGAAAGUGGUACUCAGAGCAGGCCUGCCAGCCAUUUGGAAAGAGGUGAGGAAACAUAUUAUACAAGGAAAGAUUCGGAAACUAUGCUUGAUUAUGGAGCGACACAAUUUGGUCAUUCCCUUCAAACUGAACAUACAAAUGCCUCACUGGAAGGUACAGAUUUUUCAACCAUGUACCAAAUGACUUCAAGUUCAGACCAGACACAUGGACACAGUUAUCCAGACUUUGCAGAGAGAAGAAUUUGUGGUCAUACUUCUAGCUUGUCGCAGCUUUCCUCACACUGCAUGGAUGAAAAUGUCCAGAUGAAGUUACUAUCAUCUGCUAGUAAUGGGUCUGAAAAUAUGAGCACUGUUACUAAUGAAGAUUCAGAAGAACAUGCAAGUGAAUUUUCCCUUUCUGUAAAAGCUGCAAAUGUAGCUUCUCAAUGGUUGGACCUUCUUUCUCUCGACAUCAAAGGACGUCUUGCAGCAUUGCGGCGCAGUAAGAAGAGAGUUCAGGCUGUAGUGCAGACAGAAUUGCCUUUCCUAUUCUCAAGAGAGUUCUCAUCCAAUGAAGAAAAUGACCCGUCAUCACAUAUGCAUCGAGCAAGAUGGAGUGCUAUUUUUGAUCAAAUGGAUAAAACACUCACUGAAGAGGCAAAUCAUCUAGAAAGCGGGUUGAACCAAAUAAGGCAAAUGCAGUUGCAUUGUGAUCAGGGUUUGCGAUGUGUUAACUUGUAUGAUAUGGAGCUACUAGGCAGAUCAAAUAUUGAACACAGAGUAAAGAAAGAAAAAAUGGCUGUCAGGGCAGCUGCAGCUUCCAUCUACUCAACCUGCAACUUGUUGAUGGGCACAGAAAAUUCUUCCUCUUUCUGACUUUUCUCGAGUCUUGUCUUCCGGUCAUAACCCUUCCACGACAAAAAUAUAACUCAUUUAGGAAAUUCUCUUUUCCUUGUUUGUUUUGUAGUUGUCAAAAUAGAGAGUAGUUCAUUUACAAAAACAAAAGCUGAUGCCAGAUUUGGUCAGUUUUUAACUCCUGACCAGUGGAGAGAACUUUUUUAUUUUUUUCCAUUGUUGCCGGACAAAGACCGUGGUAAAAGUAAAUGUACUUUCAACAAUUCGU
This is a messenger RNA of Papaver somniferum (opium poppy), 2378 nucleotides long. RefSeq lists its product as uncharacterized. The record is from RefSeq and is a predicted model, not a curated record. The transcript has 7 exons. The coding region runs from base 380 to 2131 and encodes 583 amino acids. Lineage: Eukaryota; Viridiplantae; Streptophyta; Magnoliopsida; Ranunculales; Papaveraceae.